This is a messenger RNA of Paramecium sonneborni, 1267 nucleotides long. NCBI's taxonomy places the organism in Eukaryota, Ciliophora, Oligohymenophorea, Peniculida, Parameciidae. The record is from the annotation of a GenBank genome assembly.
AUGUCUAGUUACCCAAAAAAAAGAAUAAACUUUUCAGAAUUAGAUGAUCAUUUUGAUGAUGAUUAAUAAAUUGAUUCUCUACGAUAUAAUGCAGAAAUUGAUAGUGCAAUCCAAAUUAAAAAGCCAUCUGAUCAUGAAAAAGUAAACAUAUUAAAUUAAACUAAAAGUUAAAUGAAGUACAAUAAUUACUAUAAUUUUCACCACAUCCUUAAUAAGAAAAUUAGAAAUUAUCAUCUGUUCGAUGUUCAUUUGGAUUGAAUUCAAAUAAUAAUUUUAAUCCAACUAGAUUGCCAUUCUCUCAAAAUUAAAAUAGUGUUAAUUCUUCCAUUCAAAUUGGUUCACCUGAUACAGCCUCAUUUCCAUUAUAGAAGAAGUUUCUUAAAUUAUAUUAAAUGAGAUAGUAUUAUUAAUUAAUUUAAUCCUUUAGGUCAAUUGAAGAAAUCAGUGCUGAGAAUGAUCUAAGUCAAAGUAGAGAAAACAUGACUAAAAAAUCUAAUAAUACUAUGAAUACUGAAGAGGAUAAAAAUGUACAAUAUAAUUAAGAUGAAACCUUAUAAAAUGAAUUAUAUGAAAAUGAUUCCUAUGCUCUAUUUACUUAAUUACUUGAAUAAUUAGAAUAAACAUAAAAUUAAUUACAAAAACAAUAAAUACAAUAUCAAGAAUUGCAAUCUAAAUAUGAAAAACAAUAAUCAUAAAUUAUUUAUCUAACUAAAUUAAAUUAAGAAAUCACGAAAACAUUAGAUGAAACUUAAAAUCAAUUACAAUUAUUAAAUGAAACCAAUGGACUCCUUAAGAAAAAGAUUUAAUCAUAUAAAUAAUAUAGUUUUACUGAGUAAUCUUAAUAUAAUGGGAAUACUAACAGAUACAAUAAAGAGAAUCUUGACUAUUUAAAACAUCAUAGUAGUACAGAAUCUACUUAAUCUAUCGAAUUAGUUAACAAUCUAAAAAAGACACAAAAAGUUACUAAUACAUAUUCAAAUAUUAUUAUGAUGUUACUUUUGAUGAUCUAAAAAUGCUUUUAUUUAGAUGAAUCAAUUGAUAAAGAUGGAAAAGAAGUUAUUAAUAAAAUAACUCAAUAAAUUAAUCAAAAAUAGUUGGUAUUAAAUUUAUAUAAAUAUGAUAGGAUAAUAUUGUAUUUUAAAUUGAAUCCCUCAUCAAAUACUUUGAAUAAAGAUUCUCUGAUAUGGCAACCAAAAGUAGUAAAAUUCAAUCAAUGAAUAAUAUAAUGGAUUAAAUCAGAUAAUUAGUUGAUCAAAGAAACAAUUGA